UUAGUAUUUUUUCAUAGCGUUUCGCUAGCUAUUUAAGCUAACUGGGGUUAAAAUGUCAAACGUUAAACCCAGUAAAGAAGGACCACAGGAGGGUCUCGGCUUCUCUUUAACCAAGGCAGUGGAGGAUGUCAGUCAUCACAGCUUCCUCCAGAGUGAGGCCCUGAAAGAGAAGCAGAAGAAACUCAGCUACCUGCAGGCCACUCUCUGUGAUGUUGAGACAAAGGGUGAGAUGGCAGAGCAAGAGCUAAGAUGUAAAGUGAGGGAGACCCUGGUGCUGGAGAGCGACGUGGAGCAUCUGGAGAGACACACUAGAGUCCUGCAGGAUCGCUGUGCAUCCAUCUGCAAAGAAAACACAGAACUUCAGAUUCUUAUAUUCGAGGAGGAGGAGAGUGCUCGCUUGGUGCUGGCAGGGUUCAACACCUACCGAAACAAGAUGGAGGGUCACAGGGCAGCUGUCAUGCAUGCUGCGAGCCAGACUGAGGCCCAUAAAGAGCUGGAGGAGAAGCGAGCACUGGUCCGGAUGUUGAAACAGAAGAAAGAGGAGCUGAAGAAAGACCUGGAGAACUCAAAUGGGAAAAAAGCACAUGUGGCAAAGCGAGAAAAUGAAUCUCAGAAGGAGGAGAUCUCUGUGAUGAGGAGGAUCAUCGCUGAGAAGACAGAACGGUUACUAAAAGAGUUUCAGACUCAUACCCAGAUGAAGAAAGACACAGAGAUCCAGAACCGACGCCAUGAUGCCAUCGUUAAACGCCUCCACUGUCAACUGAGCAGAGCCCAGGCUGCCCACAGGCAAAUGUCUGAAGACAUCUACCACAUGGAGAUACAGCUCGCUGAGCUCAAGAGGCAGCAGGAGUCGUCAUAGGAAUCAGUCAGUGGCCACUCAACUAAUUUAUAAUACUCUUUCAUUACUGUGUUACUGUUACUACAUCUGAACAGCAGGGGGCAGCAGUGUUCACUAAAUCUGUUUGACUUUACCACAAAACCCUCACUUAGAUUUUUAUAGACUGUUAGUUUAUUAGUAUAGUGUUUAAUGAGUGAUAUUUUCGAAUUAAAAAUGUGUCAGGGACGAAACAGCGGAGGUGUUAAUGUAAAUAUUUGCCUGUUUUCGCAUCUUCUAAUUCCACAAAGUGACGGCACAUAGCAUGUUUAACUUUUUAGAGGCAGUUCUGAUCAGUGGCAACAUCAGCACUGACUUUUAGGUCAGGUCCAAUAUGUGUCCACAACAGUGACCGUCCGCAGAGCAAAAGCAAAGUGUCCAAACUGUCUGCGUGCUGGUGGUGGUGGUGUUGUGGAACAUGAUGUUCCAAAUGUCUGCUUCACUGGGUCACUUGAUGCUCUGCGAAGUGACAGUCCUACUGCUGGCUAACAAGGGCGUGACUGUGCUACUUCAGCUGCAGCUCCCAACUAAUUAAACGAUAAAAAUACCUUCUCUGAAAAUGCAUCAUCGGCCCCUGAACUGUUAUAAUAUUACAAAAUUUUUUUUUUUUUUUUUUUAUUAGGUCAGUGUUCAACAACCAAGAAAAGUCAUGCAAUUGUAUUCUUUG
Solea solea (common sole) is the source of this 1541-nucleotide messenger RNA. RefSeq names its product coiled-coil domain-containing protein 122-like. The record is from RefSeq and is a predicted model, not a curated record. The transcript has 6 exons. Bases 53 to 859 code for a protein of 268 amino acids. NCBI's taxonomy places the organism in Eukaryota, Metazoa, Chordata, Actinopteri, Pleuronectiformes, Soleidae.